Molecule: messenger RNA, 1249 nt
Organism: Talaromyces proteolyticus
Lineage: Eukaryota; Fungi; Ascomycota; Eurotiomycetes; Eurotiales; Trichocomaceae
Product: DNA-directed RNA polymerase III, subunit Rpc31
Exons: 3
Coding region: 246-1016 (256 amino acids)
Biological process (GO): transcription by RNA polymerase III
Cellular component (GO): RNA polymerase III complex
Source: RefSeq, a predicted model, not a curated record
GACUCAUCUAACAUUGCCAAGUACAAAAGAGCAUCACCCUCCUGGACUUUGAACGAAUAUGACUCCAUAAAACAUACACUUCUGUUGAAAUUUGGCAUUUUCCUGGCGCCAACUAUUUUGCUCCUUCGACUUUCCUCAAAAACAUAUUACGUCGAGAAUGUCAGGCAUAUGAGGAUUCAUUACUAGCUGCUGUUCUCCAUUCCCUACCGAUCGCAUCCAGUUCACUGCCACCAUCAUCAAUCACAAUGUCACGCGCCGCUGCAAAGGGUGGCAGGAAACCUUUACCGCCAGGCUCGGAAUUUAACUGGCAAAAGGUGCCAGGCGAACUACCCGAAACAGCUCCGACGCCUCUAUUUCCUGCAUACGAGGUUCCUCAAGUAGAGAAAUUGCAAGGCCGAGAAAAAAAAGAAGUGGAACGUUACCGGACGUUGAGGGAGCACUUUCAUAAUGGGCCUUAUUAUGCCGUUGUCAAUGCAGCCAGUACUUCGGCAAAACAAGGCACGAAAGAGAGAGCUCAGUUCGACCCAUUUCAUGGUAUGCAGUCAUACAGUUCACGAUAUCAAAAAAGGAAGAGGACGAUACCUAAAAUCGCCGGCCGAGAAUAUAUCGUGAACUUCUUCCCUCGCGAGUUAUGGCGUAUUGUCCGUCCAAAUUACAAACCAGACCAGUCACAUACUGGGUUUGCAAUGGCAAGUGUUUCUAAAAUGCGAGCUCAAUUUGAAGACGACGAAGAAGAUGAAGAAGACAACGUGGAGGAAGGGCCGUCUAAGCAGCAAAAGGGCGAUAAUGACGAUGUAGAUGAACAAGACGAUAAAAGUGUCGAUGACGAGGAAGAUAAGGAGAACGAAGAAGAGGAUGACGAAUUACGAGACGACGACUUCUCAGAAGAUGAUGACGAUAUGGGUGGCGAUUAUAAUGCAGAACAGUACUUCGAUGCUGGGGACGAUGAGGGCGAUGGGGAUGGAUUUGGCGAUGGCGGUGGAGGAGGGGGAGGGGGAGAUGAUGACUUUUACUAGCACAGACACUAUGUUUAUCUAUGCAUUAUAACUAGGAUACCCAAACACGUUCGCAUCUACGGCGCCAUAAGAAUUUACACAAUCAAUGAAUGAUUGGCGGUCGCAUGGGUUGACCUUGAUCAGACGCGGAUUACAUGCCGGAAGGUUAGAUAGCUAUGAAUACCUUCUGUCUCUUCAUAGCUUUUUCAGAGUGAUUAGGUCAUUAGAAAGAGAAAUAUUUUACCAUCUUCCUG